Oreochromis niloticus (Nile tilapia) is the source of this 1046-nucleotide messenger RNA. It is a transcript of the gene gng8, whose product is annotated as guanine nucleotide binding protein (G protein), gamma 8. NCBI's taxonomy places the organism in Eukaryota, Metazoa, Chordata, Actinopteri, Cichliformes, Cichlidae. Gene Ontology annotation, biological process: G protein-coupled receptor signaling pathway. The record is from RefSeq and is a predicted model, not a curated record. Gene Ontology annotation, molecular function: G-protein beta-subunit binding. Gene Ontology annotation, cellular component: heterotrimeric G-protein complex. The coding region runs from base 319 to 531 and encodes 70 amino acids. The transcript is spliced from 4 exons.
ACACAAAGAGAGAGCCUUUGAUAUAGCUGAUAGCAAACGGUAGCCACCACCAGUGUAAAUAGAGCCGUCAACUCGUGAUGACAACCAAUAAUCCGUGCAGGCUGCCACGCAGGGAGCGAAGAGAAGUUAGAGGCGAUAAGAUCCAAGCAGAUCCACCGCUAAUUAUGUGAAGGUUGGAAGCCCAGUGAAGAUAUCCUCUUCGUCUUUGCCAUUCAUCUCACUUCAUUCGGAGCUACAAGUUGCUGUGGCGGAGGACAAGUGUACUUUCGCUCCAGGAGCCAGUCGUUUGCUGUCGGUCUUUGUUUGGGAGAGGGCAGGAUGUCUAACAACAUGGCCAAGAUUGCAGAUGCUCGAAAAACAGUAGAGCAGUUGAAACUGGAGGUCAACAUAGAGAGGAUGAUGGUAUCCAAAGCAGCAGCUGAACUGAUGGCUUACUGUGAAGCUCAUGCCAAAGAGGACCCCCUGGUGACCCCAGUGCCUUCAUCUGAGAACCCGUUUCGAGAGAAGAAAUUGUUUUGUGAAAUCCUAUAACUCUCUUGUGCAAAAUACACACACACGCACACACACACACACACACACACACACACACACACCAAAACAAAAACAAAAAAACAAUGACAAACACUUUCUUUAUUGGAUUAUUUUCCAACAGCAUUCAGUUUUUAAUUUAGGUAGCGAUUUCCUCACAUGUCAAAUGACUGUGUGUUAAGCACGAUAAGAAUGGCAAUAAAGAUUUAUUGAAAAGAGUGCAAAGUUCAUUUAAACAAGCCACUGCUGCUGCAUCUCCCACUGUGCACACAGUUUACAUAUUAACAAAACUGCAUAUUUAAGUUGUCACCGGGUUGUUGCUCGGUAUUAAUCUCGGUUAUAAUCUUUUUGUUGUCAAAUGAAUAGCCGAAUAAAGCUCACCGUCUUUAAACAGCCUCUGUUUUUCUGCCCGUUUCCCAGGGGGCUGUUACUUGGUCACUGAAACCUAUGCAAACUAGGGGUGGGGCUAUGUGUGAUCCGUCAGUGCAGGUUAGAGGUGCAGGGAUCAGGUGUGCACA